CCGUUGGAUCGAGGGCUAUAUAUAAAAAAGGCAAUCUCUCCCGCUUACGUCGGCACACGUCACGCAGGGACGCGACGCGACGCAAAGGGGGAAGGCGGCGGCGGGAGGGGAGGGGAGGGAUAAAAAUCCCGUCGCGGCGGCGGCUUCUGCCCCCCCACGCGAAGCUUUUUCGUCUCCGCAUCCCCCCUCCCUUCGCCUCGCGGGGCGGGGGCAGGAGGAGGAGGCCCAACGGCGAACGGGCGGAGGAGGGAGGUGAGGGCGGGGGCUGAUGGACGGCGGCGGCGGCGGGGGAUCGAAGAGGAGGGGGGCGGGUGCGGUGGGUGGGCCGGCGACGGGGCUUCUGAAGCAGAACUCGUGGUCGCCGGACAUCGAGAGGGACGAGGCGUGGGAGCGGCGGAGGGGGAUGCACAAGGGAUCGUCGGCGCUGCGGCGGGUGCGGAGCGUCACGGACGACGACCUCGACGAGCUGCGCGGGUGCAUGGAUCUCGGGUUCGGGUUCGAGGCGGCCGGGUGCCCGCUGUGCGGCGCCGGGAGGAGCCGCCUGGUGGAGACGCUCCCCGCGCUUGACCUCUACUACGCCGUGCAUGGCGGCGGCGGCGUGGGAGAGGGUUGCGCCGCCGCGAGCCCGUGCUCGUGCGGCGCCACCUCGUCGGAGGCGUCGGAGGAGUCGCCGCUCGGGAGUCCCAUGUCCAUACUCUCUCCAGGCGACCCGCCGGAGACGGUGAAGAUGAGGCUGAAACAGUGGGCGCAGGUGGUGGCGUUAUCCGUGCGCAACCGUUGCUGAACUCGUCGGCGACGCCAUUUCCUCUCUGCAGUCGCAGCAUCUAGAGAAGGAAUACGAGCUGGAGAAGAAAAGAAUAUCCUUCCCUCAACGCGUCGGAUGCUGAAAAGGAAGAGAAGGAAUUUAGGGUUUGGUGGGCCGCCGCCUUCCACCCUCCGUCCGGCUCUCCUCCCAUUAUCUUGAACAGUUGAAUUAACAUUGUCAGCCAUGACAAUAUCAUUCAGCCAUAAUUUUACUUUACUCUAGCCAGUUUCUUGCUUAUUCCCCUAAAUCAGAUCUUAUCAUCAUCAAUGUAAAUCCAUGAGGCAGACUAAUUUUUCUUUCCCAAAUGAGUGUUGCUCUCGCUGGUUCCUCUGAAUUCGACAAA
Molecule: messenger RNA, 1148 nt
Organism: Oryza brachyantha (malo sina)
Lineage: Eukaryota; Viridiplantae; Streptophyta; Magnoliopsida; Poales; Poaceae
Exons: 2
Coding region: 269-784 (171 amino acids)
Source: RefSeq, a predicted model, not a curated record